Eubalaena glacialis (North Atlantic right whale) is the source of this 5776-nucleotide messenger RNA. It is a transcript of the gene SPIRE1, whose product is annotated as spire type actin nucleation factor 1. Gene Ontology annotation, cellular component: cytoplasmic vesicle membrane; cell cortex. Gene Ontology annotation, molecular function: actin binding. The record is from RefSeq and is a predicted model, not a curated record. Bases 263 to 2797 code for a protein of 844 amino acids. Gene Ontology annotation, biological process: Golgi vesicle transport; actin nucleation; actin filament network formation. NCBI's taxonomy places the organism in Eukaryota, Metazoa, Chordata, Mammalia, Artiodactyla, Balaenidae. The transcript has 19 exons.
CCAUUGCGCUGAUACCGGCUGGCUGCGGUCUUGUCGGGUGCGCGGCGUUCCGCCUCAUAUCCUGGCCGUCCCCUGUCCGGUUCUCCGGCCCGGCCUCUGGCCCAUCCCCGGCCUGGUCUCCGCCCCGUCCACCCCCGUCCCCGCGGCGGCGCGCGCGGCCCGCUGGGCGGGGUUCCGGGGAUGAGGCGGCGGCGGCGGCGCGCGGAGACUAUGCUCGGCAGCUGAGGAGACGCGGCGCCCGGAGCGCGGCGCGACCCACGGGAUGGCUCAGCCGGCCGGCCCGGAGGGCGGCGAGGGGCCUCCGGACCCCGGGGCGGCCGCGGGCCCGCAGCACGCGCUGAGUCUGGAGGAAAUCCUGCGGCUCUACAAUCAGCCCAUCAACGAGGAGCAGGCGUGGGCCGUGUGCUACCAGUGCUGUGGCUCCCUGCGCGCCGCGGACGCCGGCCGCCGCCAGCCCCGCCGCCGGGUGCGCUCGGCCGCGCAGAUCCGCGUGUGGAGGGACGGCGCCGUUACCCUGGCGCCCGCCGCCGGCGACGCGGGAGAGCCGGCCGCCGCCGCGGGUAAAUUGGAAUAUUCACAUUGUACAGAAACAGAGAAGAGGCUAUUAUUCUUGGAUCUUGGUGGCAUGAUGCUUCAUUCCAGCCUGUGGGAUACCAAGGUUAUUGAAUCUUUGGGAAUUAUUAUUUAUAAGGCACUGGACUAUGGCUUGAAGGAGAAUGAAGAAAGGGAAUUAAGCCCUCCCCUGGAGCAGCUCAUCGAUCGCAUGGCCAACACGGUAGAGGUUGAUGGCAGCAAUGAUGAGGGCUACGAGGCUGCAGAUGAAGGUCUGGAGGAGGAGGAAGAUGAGAAGAGAAAAAUCUCAGCAAUCCGGUCCUAUAGAGAUGUCAUGAAGUUAUGUGCUGCUCAUCUCCCAACUGCAUCAGAGGCACCAAAUCAUUAUCAGGCAGUGUGUCGUGCACUGUUUGCAGAGACAAUGGAGCUGCAUACAUUUCUGACUAAAAUUAAGAGUGCAAAGGAGCCUGGCGAAGGUGCUCUCUGCGGUUAUUGCUGUUUUCCUGUAAGAACAAUCACCUGCAACAGACUGUCCUGGAACAUGGCUGACAAGAGUCCCUGGAGGAAAGUGCAGAAUCUGAAGAAGAUUCAAGAAAUGGAGAAGAGUAACGAAUCUAACACAGACCUGGAGGAGCUGAAAAACGCUGACUGGGCUCGAUUCUGGGUGCAGGUGAUGAGGGAUUUGCGGAAUGGAGUAAAACUCAAGAAGGUCCAAGAGCGGCAGUACAACCCUCUGCCCAUUGAAUAUCAGCUCACCCCUUAUGAGAUGCUAAUGGAUGACAUUCGAUCCAAAAGAUACACUCUGCGAAAAGUGAUGGUGAAUGGUGAUAUUCCCCCUCGGUUAAAAAAAAGUGCUCAUGAAAUCAUCCUGGACUUCAUCAGAUCAAGACCUCCUUUAAAUCCAGCCUCAGCCAGAAAACUGAAGCCUACUCCACCACGGCCACGGAGCCUCCAUGAAAGGAUCCUGGAAGAAAUCAAAGCAGAAAGAAAGCUGCGGCCCGUGUCACCAGAGGAAACCAGACGCGGCAGGUUAGAGGUAGCUACCCCUGAAUCUCCAAAGAAUGUCCUGGAAUCAUCGAUGGUGAAUGGAGGUUUAACGUCACAGUCAAGAGAAAAUGGGGCAGGUGCCGCACAGCAGGUGCCUGUGCAGCGGAAGAAACUCCUCAAAGCCCCAACUCUGGCCGAGCUGGACAGCUCUGACUCGGAGGAAGAAACUCUGCCCAGGUCAGCCAGCAGCAGUGCAUCUCCCUCCUUCCUUGAAGCUCCCUUUCUGGAGGCUGUGUCCACAAGGAAGAACCCUCCAAAGUUCUUGCCCAUAUCCUCCACACCCCAGCCAGAACGACGGCAGCCACCCCAGAGACGACAUUCCAUUGAAAAGGAAACACCCACUAACGUGAGACAGUUCCUGCCAGCGUCCAGGCAGAGCUCCCGGUCUCUCGUUCCUAGGAUAACCAGAGUAUGGCCAAGGACACCUUUCCGACCGCUUUUUUCUACCCUUCAAACAGCUUCUCUGCUCGGCUCUCACCCUUUGGAGGCAGCCUUGUUGGGGGUAGCAGGGGCUAUGUAUUAUCUGUGUGAGAGAGCUUUUACCAGCAGGUGGAAAUCCGCAAAGGAGGAAUUCUGCUACCCAGUGGAAUGCCUAGCACUUACUGUGGAGGAGGUGAUGCAUAUUCGUCAGGUCCUGGUGAAGGCAGAGCUGGAAAAAUACCAACAGUAUAAAGAUGUCUACACUGCUCUGAAAAAAGGAAAGCUCUGCUUUUGUUGCCGAACCAGGAGAUUUUCCUUCUUCACUUGGUCUUAUACCUGUCAGUUCUGUAAGAGGCCGGUGUGCUCACAGUGUUGCAAAAAGAUGCGGCUGCCCUCCAAGCCAUACUCCACCCUUCCUAUCUUUUCAUUGGGACCUUCUGCCUUGCAGAGAGGGGAAAGUUGUAUGAGGCCAGAAAAACCCUCCACUGGCCACCAUCGGCCACUUCGGAGCAUUGCCAGACUGUCCUCAAAAUCCAAGUCUGUGGACAAAUCAGAUGAAGAACUCCAAUUUCCCAAAGAGUUGAUGGAGGACUGGAGCACCAUGGAGGUGUGUGUAGACUGCAAAAAGUUCAUUUCAGAAAUCAUCAACUCAAGCCGGCAUAGCCUGGUGCUGGCCAACAAAAGAGCCCGAUUGAAAAGGAAAACGCAGUCUUUCUACGUGUCCUCAGCAGGCCCUUUGGAGUACUGCCCUUCAGAGAGGACCAUCAGUGAGGUCUGAGCCCCGUGCAUUCGUGUGCAGAGUCGCAUUCGCGAGAGAACACUGAGCGGGGCUGUCUUCUCGCCGCAGUUAACUGGUUCGGGUUUGCAUGAGAUCAGGGUUUUGCUGCAUCACACUGUUCCACAGACUGAACACUGUGUUCAUAUCAGCCAGUCCCUUGUCUGCACUGAGAGAGGACAGUAGUUUGAAAUUUGCUUCUCUGUGUGUGGGGAUUUGGAGGCCAGGAACUUUUUCCUUAGUUCAGUUCUCUACUGUCCCUCAAAUAAUUUUCUGACUGAGGCAGAAAGCUUCUGGUAUGAGAAAUCGGUCUAACAAACACAGGCGUCGAAGUCAGCACAGUCUAAGCAGUAAGUCAUAUUGGCAUUUCCACCUGACAGUGUUCCUACCUGAUGCACACAGAUCCCUGGAGGCUGGGACAGGCUGUUACCGUCUCACAGCACAGAACCUACAAGGAUUUGCUCAUGCUCUCAAACUGGUUUUAAAUUAUUGUUGCUCUGAGAUAAAGACUCGGGAGGGACUUUACUCCGUGCUCCAGUACAACGCAUCUGAAUAAGCUGUACGCUCAAGUGGGCGCCCAUGUCCUCCACGCUGUGUCUGUGCCUGGGCAGUGGGGCAGUGUCUCUUGAGGCAGGUGCAGGGCUUUCCUUAGCUUGAAUGUAUUAUGGUUACUAGUAGUUUUAUAUUGGAGGUCUAAGAUUUAAAGUUUUGUGGCGUUUGGGGACAAGGGCAGGCUAGAAGUUUGUCCAGAAGUUGAGUAUUUUUGGCCAAUAGGAGAAGGGCUGUGAGUGCGUCGGCCACGCCGCAGGGAACGAGCUGGAGCGCCCACAUUUCCAACCGCGGUUUUCAUAACUUUAGUCUCGCCAUCACGACUAAAUUAAGCCACAAUUUGGUACCUCAGUUCUCAAACUGAAAUUUAUUUUUAUAAAUGAAUUUUAAAAGAAAAAACAUGGUCUAGUUCAUUUAAAAUUAACCUGCUGAUAGGCUUUGUGGAUGCUUUUUGCACACGUUCUCCUUGUAAGUGACUUGAGUAGGACGGGUUUUGAUGAAGCCAGGUUGAGGCAGCACCGUACACCUGUCAUUUCUCGACUUGUGUGGCCCAUUCCGUGGCCGUCUUUAUGAUUUUGGUUCGCUCGGCAGACCAGCCACUCAAAUUGCCAGUCAUGUUUGGAAGCUCGGUUAAUGCACAUGCACAGCAGUUUCCUGAACGCUCUCUAGGACACGUCUGUCGUCAGCGCCGUGACAGCACCGCUCACCAAAAGGCAGGGCAGUCACACUUCACACCACCUCACAGUACAGGAACAUUUCUAUAGCGAAUUAACAGUAAUACCUCAGAACUGCCCUGGUAGUGGUUUUACGUAACUGAAAUUUAUAAAUUACUAAAUGGCUUAAAAUUACUUACACUUACAAAAUAAACUUUACCAAUUGACUGAAGUAAUGCAUGUUAACAGUUUGUCUGUAUUUGCAUGUAAAAGUGGGCCACCAGAGAACCCUUACUGAUUAUGGAAAUGUUUAAAGUUUUAAAGACUCUCACAUAAGAGCUUUAAACAUUAUAUUGAGUGAAUCUCAUUUAUAAAAUUUUGGCGUGAGCAGCUUCUAAACAACCACCAGGAAGGGUGCAAGGGAGAUGGGGUGGUGUUUGUAUCCAUGCACAGACCAGACCUAGGAGAGUGUGCUUUUUAAAAUAACGACUAGUUUACAGGUGUUAUUAAAACACAAGAAACUAAACCCCCCAAAUGAGAAUCCCGUCCACAUUCACAAGGCACAUAAAAUCUAGCACAUCUAGUCUUUGACUUCACUUCUCCAGGUUUGUGACACUGUGCAGGCUGUCUGGGCAUCGUGGGCGCCUCUUAGCAGAGCGUCCACAGCACUAACGGGCUUUGCCAAGUGUAUUGAAGAGGUCAAGUGGGUGGGAGGUCUCCGUGGGACAGUUUGCAGAAAGUAUGGUAGAAAAAGGCACAUGGAACAGCUAAUAUUGUAGAAAUCAAAUCAGCAUCACUAUCUGGUGCCAAAACAAAUUCUUGCACUUACCCCCUCCCUUAUCCACGGCAUGUAUCCCCAGCACCUCAACCAAAUCAGGUAACUUCCAGAGGGUCAUUCACUGCCAGCCUGUGGGGCAUGCGUUCAGUCCUCAGCCUCGUUUGACCUGAGGCCUAGCUUCCUUCCUCCCUUCCUACUGGGAUGACACACCUUCCCAGGCCGCCUCUUUGUCCUGGUUGUUGGCACUUACUUCUGGUCUGACAACAACAGCGUCAUUGGCUGGCUGGUCUCCUAGAGCCUGAUGUAUCCCAGCGGGGGGCUUCACUUUCGCCCUCUCCCUCCAGGCUCACACCCUCCCUUGCAUCCCCUGCCUCAUGAGCUCACCCUUCUCACAGCUGAACUUUCUAUCAGUUCAGGAUAGAUAAGAAAGCUUGUAAAUACUGUAAUAUAGUUAUUAAUAUUUGAAAGGCGUUCAUUCAGUGGACAAUGAGAAUUAACUCUCCCAAGGCAAGUAAAAGUUAAAUCAAGUAAUUGAUUUGUACAUCGACUUAACAGUCUUACUAGAUUUCAAGUCUUAAGCCUUUCAAAUUAAACCAGAAAGUUGUUAUGUAGUUUUUUAAAUGAUCUUACAUUUGAUGAGAUCCCAUGAACUCAUAAACUCACGUCAUGUGAUUAGCACCGUGAGCUCAUACCAUGAAUUUUUUAAGGCUUUUAUUUUUCUAACUGUAUUAAUAAAUGUUGGACUGAUUUUAGGUCUCACAUAGGAGACAUGAAAGUUUUAAAUUAUGUUGCUGUUUGCUAAAGCAAAAUAGCGGACAAUUUUGUACAUGGAAAACUGUUGAAGGGCCAUGGGGAAAUGUGUACACGUUGACCUGGCUUCCUGUGUGUAUAAAAGUCAAGGUACUGCUGGCAUUCAGCGUGACAUGACAGUACUAAACGUUUUCCAUUAAAGUCUUUUAUUUUAAAAUUUAUCGAGGGGAAAAUAAAUGACUUUCCAUCAUA